GCAAGAUCAUCGGAGGCUCUAAUCCGCAGUUCUCUACACAUUUUCCUAUAGAAUGCUUCACAAUCGCCCAAACCCACGGUCCGGGCUGCCAUCUUUAAAUUGAAUCUAGCCCGUGCCUGGGUAAUCUCCAUAAUAAACCCCUACCCCGUACAGCUUUCCCCAGAUAGGGUGUCAAUGGCACGAUGGAGGGUUACGAAUGUAUGGCAGAAGCCUAUAUGUAUACCUACUUACCUAUCAUUAACCCCCAAGAUCCAAAACCCGGUUCACCGUCUCUUUCGCCCAAACAACUAACUCCCCCAAGCCUCCCAAGAUGAAAGCCUCCCUCAUCUCAACGCUGGUCACAGCCGCCAGCGCAGCGGUCCUCUGGGACGGACGCUUUAACGACCUCAGCACAGCAGCGGACCUCAACAAAUGGUCGUGGGGAAACCAAGUCGGGCCGUACCAGUACUACAUCCACGGCUCGGGGUCGGUGGAGAAAUACAUCAGUCUAUCGUCGUCGUACAAGAACCCAGCAGACACGGCGUCAAAGCAAGGCGCCAAGUUCACGCUCGACAGCACGGCGUUCUGGAACGGCCAGAAUAUGCGCCGGAUCGAGCUCAUCCCGCAGACGAAGGCCGCGAUUAAUUCCGGCAAGGUGUUUUACCAUUUCAGUAUUUCGCGGACCGAGGCGAAUGCCCCGUCGAAGAAUCGAGAACAUCAGAUUUGCUUCUUUGAGAGCCAUUUUACCGAGCUGAAGUAUGGCUGGAUUUCGGGGGAGAGUAGGACGGAGAAUCCGAAUUUGCAGUUCAUGGUCUCCCAGAACUCAAAGUGGAAGACGGAGUGGAAAGCCAACGUCUGGCACAACGUCGCCUUCGAGAUCGAUUUCAGCGCCGGCACAGUCGGUUUCUGGCACUCGGAGGCCGGCGACCCGCUGACGCAGGUCGUUGCGCCGGCUAAGACUUCGACUUCGUCGAAUGGUGCGGACUGGCAUUUAGGUGUUCUCGAACUGCCGCGCUCUGGCUACUCUGACGGUGUGGAGGAUUUCUACUUCUCGGGCGUUUAUGUCGAGAGUGGGGCUAUUACUACUGCUAUUGGCGGUCCUGCAACGUAAACCCGAGUAUACCUAAGUACGAUGAAACGAGGAUAUAUUUGCAUGGUGGGCAAUGUUACGGGUUUUAUUCUUGUAACUAGCAUAGUUCAGUCUUGUAUAUACGAACAACCCAUCCAAAUCCCCCGUUUCCUCUUUUGAGAA
Molecule: messenger RNA, 1231 nt
Organism: Annulohypoxylon maeteangense
Lineage: Eukaryota; Fungi; Ascomycota; Sordariomycetes; Xylariales; Hypoxylaceae
Exons: 3
Coding region: 311-1090 (259 amino acids)
Source: RefSeq, a predicted model, not a curated record